AUGCUUUUAAACCAGCUGAAAGAGAUCACAGAAAUUCAAGACUCGGCUUUCCUUCACGCAGCUCUAAAGGCUGCCAAUGGAGACCUCAUGGAAGCCGUCGCCUUCCUGACGGAGGAGCGCGCGCAGGAGCCGGCUCAGGACGCGGCCGCUGCGGAGCCGUCCGCUUGGGAAGGCAGCGCUGUGGGCAGACAGCUCCCACCAGAUGCUGCUACUGCGCUAACCCCUCACAACAAGGCCGACCCCCGCGCCGCCGCCGCCUUCCGGCCCCUGGAAUCGCCCAAGGCUCCGGCUGCAGAAGGGGACGCUGCGGACAGGCCCCAGGAGGCGCAUUCUGCUGAGAGCAAAAACCGCUCCAAAAGGAAACGCUGUGAAGUCUGGGGAGAGAACCCCAAGCAGAGCGACUGGAGACGGGUGGGCGACUGGCCCGUCGGAAUGAAAAACAUUGGAAACACGUGUUGGUUUAGCGCUGUCAUACAGUCUCUGUUUCAGCUGCCGGAAUUCCGGAGGCUGGUCCUCGGGUACUCCCUCCCGCAAAACGUGCUCGAAAGUUGUCAUAGUCGCACUGGAAAAAGAAACGUCGUGUUCAUGCAAGAACUGCAGUGCCUGUUUGCCUUGAUGCUGGGGACGCGUCGCAAGUUCGUGGACCCUUCGGCGGCGCUGGAACUCUUGAGGGAUGCAUUCAGAUCCGCCGAAGAGCAGCAGCAAGACGUGAGUGAAUUUACGCACAAACUGCUGGACUGGCUGGAGGACGCGUUCCAGCUUGCUGUGAACGUCAAGAGCCCUGGGGACAAAUCUGAAAACCCAAUGGUCCAGCUCUUCUAUGGGACUUUCUUGACGGAGGGCGUCCACGAGGGCAAUACUUUUUCCAAGAUCGAAACCUUUGGUCAGUAUCCCCUUCAGGUAAACGGUUAUCGAAACCUGAACGAGUGCUUGGAAGGAGCCAUGGUGGAGGGCGAGAUGGAUGAGGCGACAGCAUCUCAGUCAGCCAAGUAUGGACAGGAGCGCUGGUUUACAAAGCUCCCCCCGGUGCUGACCUUCGAACUCUCCCGGUUUGAGUUCAACCAGUCGCUGGGACAGCCGGAGAAAAUUCACACCAGGCUGGAAUUUCCCCAGACCAUUUUUAUGGACAGGUACCUCUACUGCAGUAAAGAGCUUAUCCGGAUGAAGAGAGAAGAACUGAAGAGGUUGAAGGGGAAAAUGGCGCUUCUGCAGCAGAAACUGGAGAGGUACAUGAAGUACGGCUCCGGCCCGGCCCGCUUCCCGCUGCCCAACAUGCUCCAGUACGUUCUCGAGUUCGUCGCUACGAAGCCCAGUUCGUCGCUGCGGUCCCCGGCCGAGCCUCCUGUCCCGGACGCGUUUUCGCAGCCGAGCGGCAUCCCAGAAAGAGAGGAUCCUAGGACCGAGGACGGAGCUUUCUUUUUGGCGGAGUCUGAGCCGCGGCAAAGAUCGCGCGCGUCGCCCCAGCCUUCUGGCUCUCCAGCAGAAGCGUCAGAACGUCCGGCUCCUCACGUGGUUUCCGAGGAAGAGCUGAACCUGGUUCGGACGUGUCUGCAGCGCUGGAGAAACGAGAUUGAGCAGGACGUGCGAGAUCUGAAGGAGUCUAUUGCCAGAGUCAGCCUGUCCGUUGAGCAGAUGUACUGUGACCCUCUCCUCCAGCAGGUUCCCUACCGUUUGCACGCGGUCUUGGUCCACGAAGGGCAAGCAAAUGCUGGGCACUACUGGGCCUUCAUCUACGACCAGCCUCGAAGAAGCUGGCUCAAAUACAAUGACAUCUCGGUGACAGAGUCGUCGUGGGAGGAACUGGAGAGGGAUUCGUUCGGAGGCCUGAAGAACGCCAGCGCCUACUGCCUGAUGUACAUCAGCGACACGGUGUCCCGCUCCGUUGCAGACGGGGCCGAGGGCUCGGAGGCGGGGCAGUUCCAGAAGGAGGUCGAAGCCUUGCCCCCGGAGCUGCGGCACUACGUCCAGGAGGACAACUGGCGGCUGGAGCAGGAGGCGGAGGAGUGGGAGGAGGAGCAGUCGUGCAAGAUUCCUCAGAUGGAGCCUUCGCCUGCUUCUGAAUCGCAGGACCUCUCUUCCGAGUCG
This is a messenger RNA of Leptosomus discolor (cuckoo roller), 2085 nucleotides long. NCBI's taxonomy places the organism in Eukaryota, Metazoa, Chordata, Aves, Leptosomiformes, Leptosomidae. The record is from RefSeq and is a predicted model, not a curated record.